AUGGAGCAGAACAACAACGUAGAAGAUUUCUCCUUGAAUGUCUUUUCUGUCACUCCUUAUCAGCCAAACAGAUCUGAUGUCCUGGUGUCAGAUGGGGAUAAAGCCGGCGCCACUUUGCUCUUCUCAGGUGUGUUUUUGGGACUGGUGGGAAUCACUUUCACCGUGAUGGGAUGGAUAAAAUACGAUGGCAUUACACACCUGGAGUGGACUCAGUUACUAGGGCCUAUUCUGCUGUCUGUUGGGGUGACUUUUAUUCUGAUUGCUGUUUGUAAAUUUAACAUGCUUACAUGCAAGCCCUGUAAAGAAAGAGAGGAAAAUAUGUCAGAACUCGACCAGACUGCAAGUGGUCAGUCCUUUGUCUUCACCGGCAUUAAUCAGCCUAUAACUUUUCAUGGUGCCACAGUGGUACAGUACAUCCCUCCACCAUACCCAGCCCAAGAAGGCAUUGCUGUAAGUCCUGGUUACCUUCAUCCAGUGCUCAGCUGCUGCAGUGCUCUUUCCUCCAGCAUCUCACCAAUUCCCACACCAGGCUCUGCUCACUUCUGCCCUGCCUACUCCCUGGACAACCCAGCUUUUACCGGAGAUGAGAACUACAUGACUUAUUAUCCUGCAGAGAAUACCAGGAACCAGAGGUCAGAGAACAGUCCUGAUGAACCAGAAGAGCUGCUGGAAGACUGCAGCUGUAAUGACUUGUCACCUCCACCUUAUGAGGAAAUAUACCCACUGUCUUCCUAG
Indicator indicator is the source of this 735-nucleotide messenger RNA. RefSeq names its product transmembrane protein 174 (gene TMEM174). The record is from RefSeq and is a predicted model, not a curated record. The transcript has 2 exons. NCBI's taxonomy places the organism in Eukaryota, Metazoa, Chordata, Aves, Piciformes, Indicatoridae. Bases 1 to 735 code for a protein of 244 amino acids.